Molecule: messenger RNA, 1706 nt
Organism: Medicago truncatula (barrel medic)
Lineage: Eukaryota; Viridiplantae; Streptophyta; Magnoliopsida; Fabales; Fabaceae
Product: pentatricopeptide repeat-containing protein At4g18975, chloroplastic
Exons: 7
Coding region: 444-1277 (277 amino acids)
Molecular function (GO): protein binding
Source: RefSeq, a predicted model, not a curated record
UAAAUAGAUGGCUGAUAUUAACUCUUCUUCUUCCUUCAAGGUUGUUGUUUCUUCUUCUUCCUUCACAUGAACCCAACUCUCCCUGGCUCAAAGCCGCCGUCGCCACCGAUUCCUGGUCGGAAACCGCCGUCGCCAUUUUCCGAUUCCUGUCCGAUUUCAGAAACUCCAUCAAAAUCGAACCCUUUCUCUGUUUCCAAUCCUGCUUUGUUAAUUUUGUUAUGAUUUUUAACUGAUUCUGAUUAAAAAUCGAACUGUUUCUCUCUCUCUCUCUCUCUCUCCCUCCUUUCUUGAUUUUGUUGGUUUUGAAAUCCCUAAUUUCAAUUGCAAAUCCCUGUUUCUCUCGUAUUCAUUUUGGACAAACCGCUAUUGUUCUGUGAUAUGCAAUAGUUAUAUAACCAAAUUGCAGACAUCAUCACUAUCACUAUCUCGAAACCAGUACAUCAAUGCCUAUAACAAUUGAAAGCUCAAUUCUUUCUCCAAUACUCCUACAAUGGACAUGUUUGACUAAACCGAAUAAAUUCUUGUCAUCUGCAAUAAGUAUCCCUCCAAAGACAAGUUGUAUCUCCUGCAAAGUUGUCGGGUCGAAGUUGAGCCCGAAUGUUGUUGGUGGUUCUGUUGAGAAGGAUAAAAAAGGGAAGAAGAAAAAAGGGGGUAAGAUAGAACACCACUUGUGGCAAAGAAAAGAUUCAGCUCAGUCUGGCCAAAAGGCACUCACUCUUGUCAGAACUAUCUGUGAACUCCCUAAUGAGAAAGAGGCUGUUUAUGGAGCGUUAGACAAAUGGUCGGCUUGGGAAACAGAGUUCCCAUUGAUUGCAGUAGCUAAGGCUUUAAAAAUCUUAAGGAAAAGGGGUCAGUGGGUUCGUGUAAUUCAAUUAGCCAAGUGGAUGUUGAGCAAAGGACAAGGAGCAACAAUGGGAACAUACGACACGCUUCUUCUGGCAUUUGAUAUGGAGCAGAGAGUAGACGAGGCAGAAUCCUUGUGGAAUAUGAUUAUACAUGCCCACAUGCGCUCUGUCUCUAAGAGACUGUUUUCCAGGAUGAUUUCAGUGUAUGAUCAUCAUAAUCUGCCAGAUAAGAUUGUGGAGGUAUUUGCUGACAUGGAGGAGUUGCGGGUAAAACCUGAUGAAGAUACAGUCAGGAAAGUGGCAAGUGCCUUUAGAAUACUAGGCCAAGAAGAGAAAAGAAAACUGGUAAUAAAACGAUAUGGCCUUAAAUGGAAGUAUAUUCACUUCAAUGGUGAACGGGUGAAAGUUAGAACACAUGCAUCGGAAGACUAAUUAUGAUUGACAUUGAAAAUUGGUAAAUGUCAAUAAAGAUACCACCAAAUCUUUAUAUCUUCGAAGCAAUUGUCUUGUUGCAUUCUGCCGUUGUUGAAUCAAGGGGUUGAGUUUAAGGGGUUAACGAGCUUUUGUUAAGGUUAAUCGACCGGUAGUACCUGGGUUUGUUUCCUAAGAACCAGAAGAUUAAGAAAAGAUACCAUUGUUGCAUUAUAGACUCACCAAAUUUGAUUCGUUGUCAUUUAUCCGGUUCGAGUUUAGCAACCUAUCAACCAUGAGUUGAACUACAUUUGGGGGCACAACACCCAAAGUUAAAAGUGGUAGUGUUGUAUUUUUGUAUUAUAUGUUAGACAUGAGUGAGAACUUGUUGAGCUUAGUGUAAAUGUUAAAUUUAUUUUUGGAAGAAAUUCAUGUGCGUAUUAGAGGUAA